GCGAUUGGGAAGAACAUGCGUGAAUUCACCUGUGUUUUUGACCUGCGCUUCAGGGAGCUCAAUCUGAUUGAAGCACCACUGAGCUUAUUGGAGCUGCUUGGAGAACGGUUCAAGUACCUGAAGACAGCUCUACCUGAUUUUUUUACCUCGCCAAGCACUUUACUCUUUAUCUUGGAUGGAUUAGAUGAGUUCAAAUUCUCCUUGGACUGGAAUGGUCCUGACAGAAACAUUGAGGUUGGUUCAAAGGUGCCAGUGUCAGAGCUGAUGUUGGCUUUAAUCAGGGGAAGUCUUCUUCCGGAGGCAUCAGUCAUUCUCACGACAAGACCAUCUACUGAAGCUCCGAAGCGUUUCUUCCAGAGAUGUUGUGUGGUGCUGGGCUUUGAAGAGGACCAAGUGAAGGAAUAUACCACCAAGUUCUACAAAGACAGUAAAGUUGCUGAAAAAGUCUACAGUUACAUCUUAAACAAUGACAACCUUUUCGUGCUGUCCUUCAUCCCUCUUUAUUGUUACAUCAUCUGCACUGCUAUGGCUGAGUUCUUCUCUUCAGGAAAUCAAGAUGUCAGUGACUCAAAGUCUUUGGAGCUAAACCCGCCCAGAACAGUCAGUGAGGUUUACUUCUGUUACCUGUUUACAGCAGUCAAGCACCAUGCACUGAGGGGGACUGCAGAGAGAAACACCCCUAGAUCUGAGGUUCUCUCACUAGCAAAGCAACAACUGACAAGUCUGGGAAAACUGGCUUAUGAAAGCCUUCUACAGAAAAAGAUCAUGUUCAACAGAGCAGAUCUGGAAGACUACGGUGUAACACCUGCUGAUCUUCAGAGCACCUUUCUCUGUCACAUCCUCCAGCGUCUCAAAGAGGAAACAGCGGAGAUGUUUUCUUUCUUCCACUUGACUGUUCAAGAACAUCUGGCUGCCCUCUACUGUGCAGUCAAUCUCUUCAGCCAGGAGGACAUAAUUCAAGCUCUGGACUUCUGGUGUUUUGGGCAACGUCCACCAUCCUCCACAGCUGAACCACUGCAAAAUACAGACCUCGACAUGGACAAGCUGGAGAGCCUCCAGAUGUUCACACGCUUCUUCAUGGGAAUGCUCCGAGCUCGGCUGGGAGGUCAGUUGGAUGGUCUUGUCCUUUCCCCCAUGGAGCAAGGGGAUGCCAUCCCUGCCAGGCUGGGUUUGUGGUUCCAAGACCAGUUUAAAGGCAUGAAGCUCGAGAAUCAGGCAGCCUUGAAUCUUCUCCACUGUCUGAUGGAGUUCCACAUGAAGGAAGCGACCAGCAUAACAGCACCAGAGAUCAAGAAACUCAACCUGUUUAAAAUGAAGCUGAGCGUUGUGGACUGUGCAGCCAUACACUAUGUGCUGCAGUUCUCUCCACACAAACUGCAGGAGCUCAAUUUAGGCUACUCCAACAUUGGAAACAGAGGACUAAACCGACUGGGGCCAAUCCUGCAUCGCUGUGAAUCUCUCUACUUGAGAUACAACUGCCUGGAUAGACAAGCAGCUUUUUUAGAAUCUGCAGUUCUGAAAUCAAAUGAGUGCCAAGUGAAAAAGCUGUUUAUGUGUGGCAAUAACCUGGGUCCAGAGGGGGUUUUGGAGCUCUGGAACGCUUUGGAGCACAACACCACAGUGGAGGAACUCUAUCUGGACAUCACCGGCAUCACAGAGAGAGGAACUGAAAACAUUGUCAACUGCCUCAGAAAAAACACCUCUCUGAAGACACUGACCAUUGUUGGGAAUAACAUCGGAGAGGUGGGGAGGAGGAGGCUGAGGGAGCUGGAGCAAUGUCGACCAGGACUUCGGAUUAUUGCAAACUUUGUGGAUGACCUUGGAUUACUUCAGGCCUACCUGGACUGGGUGGAGGAGAUCCAGGCAGACAGAGACCAGAUGGAAUCAGUGAAGAAUGCAGACGCCCUGCAGUCAGUGCUGAAAGGACUUCAGGUGGCAGGGGAACAGGUGGAGAAAGGAGAGAACGCAGAGAAAGCCAAGGAGCUCCAGACAAAGAUUGUAAAGUUGUUGCAGUCCUCCACAGAUUUGAUUGGAGGAAGAUAACCAAAACUUAUGUGACAAGGGCAGGGCUCCAUGCUUUCAAAGCAUCCUACAUGAAAUCAAUCGAUAUUCUGACUUUAAGAUGUAAUUCAUAUUAAUCUUAAUGUCCUCUUUAAUAAUUCAGAAGGCAAGCUUACCAUUGUUUUAUCAGCUUGUUUCUUUUUUGACUUGAGAAUUGCUUACAAACAUGAUUUUGAAGCGAUAACGUGUUUCAGAAGCCCGACACAGAAAAAGGAAAAAGAAAAUGAUUCAUUGGAUGAAAGGAAAUCUACAAUUUACAGUUUUUAUAUUCUCAAAUGCAUAUUUUCUCUCUGAGAGAUUUGAUCAUUUAAUGGUAAAUCAUAAAGUUACUGUUUGAUUGUUUGAUCAGGAAAAAGGAAAUCUCUUUGGCCACUAUGUUAUUUACAUAACUUUAGAACAAUAUUGCUAUAUAUUUCUAUUGUUCUGUGGUGUGAAAUGUGGUGCAAAGAGCUCUCACUUUUGUAAGUUCCUUAUUUCUAAAAGUGACACAAGUUCUCUGGAAACACACCCUCACUUCUAAGGAACUCCAUCUAUCUGCACAACACCCCUAAACUGUACACAUAUGAAUGAGGCAAAAUAAUGAGAUGUUUUUGAUAAAAGUAGAUUUUUUUUUAAAUAAAACAAAUGCCACAAG
This is a messenger RNA of Dicentrarchus labrax (European seabass), 2695 nucleotides long. RefSeq names its product NLR family CARD domain-containing protein 3-like. The transcript has 4 exons. NCBI's taxonomy places the organism in Eukaryota, Metazoa, Chordata, Actinopteri, Moronidae. The record is from RefSeq and is a predicted model, not a curated record. Bases 16 to 2043 code for a protein of 675 amino acids.